AGGGACGGAUCCUGUUACACAAGGUCACGAACGCCUCAGGAGUAAACAAGCGCACGUGGCCGGCUGAGUCUGUCACUGCCUAUCCCGGUGUCAUUUCUUUUUUUCCUCGUGUACACUUCUACCAUGUCACGACAGCUGGUGGCUUGCAUGCUCAACGUGUCUGAAGGGCGGAACCUUGCCCUAGUGGAGAGAAUAGCCCAGUCCGCCCUGCGCGCCGUCAAUCCUCCUGCGAAGAAGACAGCGGUGGAGGGAUGGAAAAUCAACGCCGCGGUGCUCAAUAUAUUCCAGGACUUCGACUACAACCGCUCCGUCAUUACCAUUGUGGCGGGCCAGGACAGUAUUGGCGCCAGUGUGGAGGCAGCAUGCAAGACAGCCUAUGAACUGAUAGACCUGAGUGAGCAGGAAGGAGUGCACCCCAGACUAGGAGCCGUGGACCUGGUACCUCUGCACCCUAUCUCGGAGAACAUGUCCCUGCAGACCCUGGGAGCCGUGGCCAAGGAUCUUGGCCGCAGCAUCACCUCCUCUGUCCCUGGUACCUCUGUGUUCCUCUUCGGCGCGGCAGACAGCGAGGGGCGAGGUCUGGUGGCGCGGCGCAAGGAGGUGGGCUGGUUCAAGACGCCUGUUCGCUACUCCUCCCUCACGCACGAUCUGGGCCACGUUCCCUCACCGCGUUAUGGCCUCACAGGAGUGGGCGCCAUCCCCUACAUGAUGAACGUGAAUGUCACUCUGGACACUCAAGACGUGGCUCUCGGCAGGCGGGUGGCGGCAGCUAUCAGGGCCACCUCCCCUAAGGGCCUCCCUGGUGUGCAGUCCAUGGCGUUCCCACACGAAGGAAGGGUUGAGGUGGCCUGUAAUGUGGAUCUGCUUCCCUCCCACCUGCGCUCACCUGAUUGGGAGGUGCGCGAGUCCCUGGGCGGCCAGUACGUGUUCACGCCCUCAGACGUGCUCACCAGACGGGUCCUGCAGGAGAGUGGGGGCGUGGGCACUGUGGGGACAACUUUGGUGGGGUUCACGCCGGAGGAGGCCCGCGCCCUGGCCAGCCUCGCCCUGACACGGGGGGAGGGGGAGGCGUGGAGGAAGGCCAAGGAUAGAAGGAUGUAGACAGUGAGGUUUCCUUCGACUGUCGUUCAGGUUCGGUGUCUCGUGAAGCAAGGACUGUUCACUCGUACCCUGCUCAACUCCGUGACCCCAAGAUAGUAGACGAAAGAGAGAGAGUGGUGGCGACGGCGGCGGCGUUCCUUUAUUUCUCCGCGCUCCCCGGCCCCUGGUGGUGGUGACUGGCUGUGGUGUUGGAGUGCUGCAGGAUGGUGCAAGGCAGGCCAGACAGCGUAAUGUUUUCAUCACCACAAUGUUCUUUCUCUGAUGAAGGUUGAGUCAAGAUUGGAAAGGUCAAGGACUUUGCCAGUCAACACUCGUGUCCCGGUGCCACUGGAUCAUCCAUACACCUCACCCCUCUGGGGUGCACCUGUGACUCCCUCCAGAAAUAAUAUCAGACUAACAACAGCAGACACGUUCACCUCAACACUGGAUGGCAACGCACCAGGACAAUGUUUUCACACGCGAGUCUCCCGGAAACCAGUGACACUUGGGAGAACUGUUCGCCCACUGCUUCACAGUAAUGUCUUGUGUAAUUUCAUUUACAUUAGACAAAAAACUUUCUUCAGCAGCAUGCAACAUGACAAUGUUAUUGAGGGUCUUGGAUGAUACACCACUUGUUUGUCUGCCUCUUACAUAGAAUACCCUUCACACCAACACACACACACACAUGCAUGCCAAGGACUGAGGAGAUAGUGUUCUUUUCUAAAUUUUAAAAAUUUUGUGUGUUCUCCAUCAGAUAAAUGUUCAACAUAACAUUGCUUUCUGCAAACAAUGUUUAGUCAAACUUUUUACACAGAAGAUUAAUCAAGUAACCCGUACAGUGUUUAGUACAUAUAUAUAUAUAUAUAUAUAUAUAUAUAUAUAUAUAUA
Scylla paramamosain (green mud crab) is the source of this 1968-nucleotide messenger RNA. Its product is annotated as formimidoyltransferase-cyclodeaminase-like. Gene Ontology annotation, molecular function: folic acid binding; transferase activity. The transcript has 8 exons. The coding region runs from base 124 to 1101 and encodes 325 amino acids. Lineage: Eukaryota; Metazoa; Arthropoda; Malacostraca; Decapoda; Portunidae. The record is from RefSeq and is a predicted model, not a curated record.